GGGAGACUGUGAAUAUAUAAAUAUAUUUGAUUCAAUCAAAUAAGCACAUCCUUCUUUCAGGUAUUACGACAACUGUGUAGAUAUAAGAGCCAGUGGCUACAAGAGAGUGAGUACAGAACAAUUAAGCACCGGAGUGUGGAGACAUUAUGGAGUUUUCUUCCACAGUGAUCUUAGCUGGGCUGAUCUUUGCUCUGCUGUGGAUGUUGACUGCUAAAAACAGUAAGAAACAUCGUUUGCCUCCAGGACCCUUUGCGUUUCCCCUCGUGGGAAACCUGCCGCAAAUAGACAAGAAAAGACCAUUUGAAAGCUUUCUUAAGUUCAGUAGAACCCAUGGACCUGUGAUGACGUUAUACCUGGGCUGGAAGCGGGUGGUUGUCCUGGUGGGGUACGAUGCAGUGAAAGAAGCCUUGGUGGACCAGGCAGAUGAGUUCGCAGGCAGAGGGUCGGUGGGCUUUCUACAGAAAGCUACCAAGGGAUAUGGUUUAGUGAUCAGUAAUGGGGAACGCUGGCAGCAGCUGCGCCGUUUCACUCUGACAAGCCUACGAGAUUUUGGGAUGGGGCGUAAAGGGAUGGAGGAGUGGAUCCAAGAAGAGAGUCAACACUUGAAGGCUCGGAUACGUUCAAUCAAAGGUGAACCGUUCGACCCCACAAUCCUGUUGAGUCGCUCUGUUUCCAAUGUGAUCUGCUGCUUGGUGUUUGGCCAGCGCUUUGGGUAUGAAGAUAAGCAAUUUGUGAACCUUCUCAACAUCAUUGCAGCAGCUGUAAUGUUUGGCAGCAGCCCGUGGGGGGUGCUGUACAACCUCUUCCCCAGGAUCAUGGAACAUCUUCCUGGCUACCAUCACACUGUUUUUGCCAAUAUCAUGGAGAUCAGACGAUUUGUUAAGAUGAAGAUCAAAGAGCACAAAGAGACUCUGGACCCCAGCUCCCCAAGAGAUUUUAUUGACUGCUUCCUCAUCCGAGGUGAUCAGGAAAAGGACAAUUCAACAACCGAAUUCCACUAUAACAACUUAAUUUCAACAGUGAUGAAUCUGUUCCUGGCUGGAACAGAAACCACCAGCUCCACCAUCAGAUAUACUCUCAGUGUGCUGAUCAAAUACCCGGACAUACAGGAGAAAAUGCAACAGGAGAUCGACACUGUAAUUGGACGGGAUCGAUGUCCCAGCAUGGAGGACCGGAAGUCCCUCCCUUUUACAGAUGCUGUCAUCCAUGAGGUGCAACGUUUUCUGGACCUUGUCCCCUUUGGCGCCCCUCAUUGUGCACUGAAGGACAUCUCCUUCAGGGGUUAUACAAUCCCCAAGGACACUCUGAUUUUACCUUUCUUGCACUCUGUGCUGAAAGAGGAAAAGCAUUGGGCAACUCCCGGGUCCUUCAACCCCCAACACUUCCUUGAUCAGAAUGGGAACUUCAAGAAAAAUCCUUCAUUCCUGCCAUUUUCUGCAGGGAAAAGAGCCUGUGUUGGUGAGUCUCUGGCUCGCAUGGAGCUCUUCCUCUUCAUCGUAUCCCUCCUGCAGGGUUUCACCUUUUCCUGCCCUGGUGGACCUGACAGCAUCAACCUCGUUCCAGAGUACAGCAGCUUUGCCAAUGUGCCUCGUAGGUACAAAAUCAUUGCAGCGCCACGUCUUUUUCACAUGAUCUCACCAGUUACACAACUGUUUAUGCCAGAGGCUGCGAAACAGAGAAGACAGAGCAAAGAAAGACAGAAAAAAACAAAGUGUGGAGACAUUAUGGAGUUUUCUACCACAGUGAUCUUAGCCGGGCUGAUCUUUGCUCUGCUGUGGUUGUUUACUGUAAAAAACAGUAAGAAGUAUCGUUUGCCUCCGGGACCCUUUGCGUUUCCACUCAUAGGAAACUUACUGCAAAUUGACAAGAAAAGACCAUUGGAAAGCUUUCUCAAAUUCAGUGAAACCCAUGGACCGGUGAUGACGUUAUACCUGGGCUGGCAGCGGGUGGUUGUCCUGGUGGGGUACGAUGCAGUGAAAGAAGCAUUGGUGGACCAGGCAGAUGACUUCACAGGCAGAGGGUCGGUGGCUCUUAUAAAAAAAGCUACCAAGGAUUAUGGUAUAGGGAUCAGUAAUGGGGAACGUUGGCGACAGCUGCGCCGUUUCGCUCUGACAAGCCUGCGAGAUUUUGGGAUGGGACGUAAAGGGAUGGAGGAGUGGAUCCAAGAAGAGAGCCAACACUUAAGGGCUCGGAUACGUUCAUUCAAAGGUGAAGCUUUCAAUCCCGCAAUCUUGUUGAGCCGCACUGUGUCUAAUGUGAUCUGCUGCUUGGUAUUUGGCCAGCGGUUCACUUAUGAAGACAAGCAAUUUCUGAACCUUCUCACAGUCAUAUCAACAAUUGUAAUGUUCGGCAGCAGCCCGUCGGGGGUGCUGUACAACAUCUUCCCCUGGCUCAUGGAACAUCUUCCUGGACCCCAGCACACCGUUUUUGCCAAUAUCAAGGAGAUCAGACACUUUGUCAAGAUGAAGAUCCAAGAGCACAAAGAGACUCUGGACCCCAGCUCCCCGAGAGACUUUAUCGACUGCUUCCUAAUCCGAAGUGAUCAGGAAAAGGAUAAUCCAGCAACAGAGUUUCACUAUGAGAAUUUGGUCUCAACAGUGAUGAAUCUGUUCCUGGCUGGAACGGAAACCACCAGCUCCACCAUCAGAUAUGCCCUCAGUGUGCUGAUCAAACACCCGGACAUACAGGAGAAAAUGCAACAGGAGAUCGACACUGUAAUUGGACGGGAUCGAUGUCCCAGCAUGGAGGACCGGAAGUCCCUCCCUUUUACAGAUGCUGCCAUCCAUGAGGUGCAACGUUUUCUGGACGUUGUCCCCUUCAGUCUCCCUCACUGUGCACUGAAGGACAUCUCCUUCAGGGGUUAUACAAUCCCCAAGGACACUCUGAUUAUACCUUUCUUGCACUCUGUGCUGAAAGAGGAAAAGCAUUGGGCAACUCCCAGGUCCUUCAACCCCCAACACUUCCUUGAUCAGAAUGGGAACUUUAAAAAAAAUCCUUCAUUCCUGCCAUUUUCUGCAGGGAAAAGAGCCUGUGUUGGUGAGUCUCUGGCUCGCAUGGAGCUCUUCGUCUUCAUCGUAUCUCUCCUGCAGAGUUUCACCUUUUCCUGCCCUGGUGGACCUGACAGCAUCAACCUCGUUCCAGAGUACAGCAGCUUUGCCAAUGUGCCUCGUAGGUACGAAAUCAUUGCCACCCCACGGUGAAAGGAAAAGCUGCAUACUGCAAAAUACCAUAUGCAUCUACUUUGAGCUUUUGCAUUAAUUCUAAUUAGUUUUUAAUGUCUGUAUGUUUUCUAUUGUCUGCUUUCUUUACACAAAAGUCAAAUGGAUUCUAUGUAUAAAAUUAUAUUAUAAAAUAAAGUCUUACCACUAACA
Molecule: messenger RNA, 3371 nt
Organism: Melanotaenia boesemani (Boeseman's rainbowfish)
Lineage: Eukaryota; Metazoa; Chordata; Actinopteri; Atheriniformes; Melanotaeniidae
Exons: 18
Coding region: 147-3200 (1017 amino acids)
Biological process (GO): xenobiotic metabolic process
Cellular component (GO): intracellular membrane-bounded organelle; cytoplasm
Molecular function (GO): iron ion binding; heme binding; oxidoreductase activity, acting on paired donors, with incorporation or reduction of molecular oxygen, reduced flavin or flavoprotein as one donor, and incorporation of one atom of oxygen
Source: RefSeq, a predicted model, not a curated record